Molecule: messenger RNA, 2490 nt
Organism: Penicillium argentinense
Lineage: Eukaryota; Fungi; Ascomycota; Eurotiomycetes; Eurotiales; Aspergillaceae
Gene: vp16
Product: tethering complex subunit VPS16
Exons: 6
Coding region: 1-2490 (829 amino acids)
Biological process (GO): endosomal transport; intracellular protein transport; vacuole fusion, non-autophagic
Cellular component (GO): lysosomal membrane; HOPS complex; endosome
Molecular function (GO): actin binding
Source: RefSeq, a predicted model, not a curated record
AUGGCUCCCUCCAAUCCGCUUUCCAACUGGGAAAAGGUUGGCGACAGCUUUUACCGCAAAAUCCCGGUGUAUGACGCCGUCUUCGACGAAGAUGUCGAACUAGAGAACUACAUUGUCGCGGGCGCUCCGCAUGGAGGGGCAAUCGCGCUCUAUCGUGAUGAGAACAAGCCGUUCAGGUUGCGCGACACGCAAGCAUCACGGUCGGGAAUCAACAUUUAUUCGUGUUCAGGAAAACUGAUUAAUCGAAUUAAUUGGGAUCAAGCUACCAUUCGGGGGCUCGGCUGGUCCGACAAAGAGGAGCUCUUGGUAGUUGCCGAGGAUGGCACCGUCCGUCGUUACUUCGGGCUGGAUGGCGAGUUCACCUCCUUCUCGCUGGGCAAUGGCGCCGAAGAGUACGGCGUGCGGGCUUGCCAAUUCUGGGCGUCCGGCCUUGUUGCAUUAUUGUCCAAUAACCAACUGGUCGCGGUCUCGAAAUAUGAUGAACCACGUCCACGACAGCUCGCGCCUUGUCCCGAGGGCGAGGUAUCUUCAUGGGCACUAAGUCCCCCGGCGCACACGCUCUCGCGCUCGGUAGAAGUUCUCCUGGCUGUCGACAAAACAGUCUACCUUGUCGAUUCCACCGAAGCUGAAGACAAGAUCCUGCAGGACGGUCCGUUCAAACACAUCAGCGUUUCCCCAUCGGGGCGCUUCGUUGCGCUCUUUACCGGGGAAGGAAAGUUGUGGGUUGUCAGCAAUGACUUCCAGAGCAAACUAAGCGAAUAUGAUUCUAAAUCUCGGGUUGUCCCGAGUUCCAUGAACUGGUGUGGCGAUGAUGCUGUCGUUCUAGCCUGGGAGGACGAGAUCCACCUAGUUGGACCCAAUGGUGCUGCUUCGAAGUUCUAUUAUGAUGCCCGUGUACACGUCAUUCCCGAGUUUGAUGGUGUUCGCUUGAUAACGAACGACACCUGCGAAUUUUUGCAUAAAGCCAAUGAAGUCACGGAAGGGAUUUUCAGACCGGGCUCCUCAGCUCCUGCAUCUGUGUUACUUGACUCGGUCGAGCAAUUAGAAAAGAUGUCGCCAAAGGCCAAUGAGAAUAUUCAACGGAUUCGCUCGGGUCUUCCUGCUGCAGUCGAUGCAUGUAUCAAAGCAGCAGGUCACGAGUUUGAUGUGUACUGGCAGAAGCGCUUACUCAAGGCCGCUUCCUUUGGCAAAUCAGUCUUGGAUCUUUACAACAGCGACGAAUUUGUUGAGAUGACCGAGAAACUUCGUGUCCUGACCGCGGUACGCGAUUACCAAGUCGGACUACCAGUGUCAUACGAGCAAUACUUGCGCUUGACUCCGGAGGGACUCAUUGAGCGCCUGAUCAACCGUCACGAGUACCUGCUCGCCAUCCGAGUUUCUGAAUACCUCCAAAUACCGGCGGAUCGCAUCUAUGUGCACUGGGCGAGCCAAAAAGUAAGAGUCUCUACCGGGGAUGAUGAGGCUGUAUGCAAGCUCAUUGUUCAAAGACUGGAAGGAAAGCCGGGUAUCUCUUUCGAAACUAUUGCACAGGCAGCCUAUGACGAGGGCCGAUCGCAUUUGGCUACUCAGCUGCUGAACUAUGAACCUCGCGCUGGUAAGCAGGUUCCACUGUUGCUGAGCAUGGAAGAGGACGAGGUGGCUCUCGACAAGGCAAUCGAAAGUGGGGAUGAUGAUUUGGUAAAUUACGUGCUUCUACAUUUGAAGAGCAAGCUUCCCCUCGCGAGUUUCUUCCGCAUGAUCAACAGUCGCCCAGUAGCAUCCGCAUUGGUCGAAACAGCUGCACGAGGUGAAGACAUUGAGCUUCUCAAGGACCUUUUCUACCAGGAUGAUCGUCCCAUUGAGGGAUCUAAUGUUUUGUUGUCGGAAGCUCUACGAGAAACAGAUCUAGAGCGUAAGACUGAGAAGCUUCACCUGGCAACACGCUUGCUGUCCGACUCCAAAGACCCAACUGUUGUGUUGCACCAAAAACUCGUUUCCGAAGCCUCGCAACUUCUCAAAGCCCAGGAGGCGCUGGACAAAGAUCUUGCUGAUCGAGCCGAGUUUGUCGGUCUCAGCCUGAACGACACGAUUUACAGGUUAUUCCGAGCGGGCUACGGAAAGCGAGCGCAUAAGAUGCAGGCUGAAUUCAAGAUGCCGGAAAAGACCUUCUGGUGGCUAAGGUUGAGAGCAUUGGUAGCUAAGAGGGACUGGGGUGAGUUAGAAGAGAUUGGAAAAGGGAAGAAGUCCCCCAUUGGAUGGGAGCCCUUCUAUAACGAGGUUCUCGGUGCCGGAAACACGAAGCUGGCGUCCCUAUUUGUUCCGAAGUGCACGAAUCUGCAACCUGCCGAGCGAAUUGAAAUGUGGGUGAAGUGUGGAAUGAUUGUGAAGGCGGGAGAGGAGGCGCAAAAGGCGAAGGACCUGAACGCCCUUGAGCACAUUCGAACUAAAGCGUCUGGACCGGCGGCAACGGAAAUCGAGCGCAUGAUAAAUCAACUCAGGCCGAGGAAAUAG